CGCGAUAUAUCUGGUAAGGGCUGAACACAUAAAUAGCAGACGCGGCCGCCUUUUCUGCUACUGUAGUCUACUUGAGAGGUUGACAAGAUUGGCAACUGACGAUGUGGUUGUGUGACAUCGAAAACUGCAACAAAGCCGCUGUUCGGACAUACGGAGAAUGCGUUCUAUGUAAUCGUCAUCUUUGUGCGAAACAUCUGGAGUCAAGUUACCACACCUGUCCAAGAUGGGAGGAAGAAGCUGAAUACGACCCCGCCGCCAGGAAAGCCGAACAAGAUGAGAUCACCAAACUUGUUGAUAAAAUCGAUAUUUCUGCGCUCAUUUCUCGAGCCUCAGCUCUUCGGGGAGGACUCCCUUGUUCCAUACCACACGAUCUUCAAUAUGAUAGAUCAACACGAAGCUCAGUUAUGGGGGGGAUGAAUUAUCAUAUCGAGAUAUUAUUUGAUGAUGGAAUCACUUGGCUGGCGCGUAUUCGAAGGUCCAACGCCACUUCUCCGCCAGCGGAGCUGCGAGAUUACAUUCUGCGCAGCGAGGUCUCAACCCUGCAGUUUCUUAGUGAAACUAAAGUCCCAGCUCCGAAAGUUUUUGACUUCAAUUUCUGUGAACCGAACCCUGUUGGCGUUGGAUAUAUUCUAAUGGAGAAGCUUCCUGGACGUUCCUUGCGCUGGUCUCUUGCCACUCCUGAGCAAAGAAGAAAGGUGACAAGUCAGCUUGCGGACAUCUACAUAGAGCUGUAUGCUCAUCCUUUCGCUAUGACGGGUUCUAUGCACCAUCCUGGAUCUCAUGAUAUUGGACCCUUUGCUCGAGAGUCCUUGACAGAGUACCAUGGUUCCCAGAUGAAAGCGCUCGGCCCCUUCUUCUCUACUAAAGAGUACUUUAGCGCACAUAUCCAAUUAAUUUUGGAUUUGAUCAUUCGACAGGAGUCGUACGUCGAUCGAGCAGUCGAUGCGUUUUUGAUUCAUCGGUUUCUCUUGGACAAAGUCCCGGAAGCCUGCUCUCGAAGUCAUCUUGACGAUGGAAAGUUCUACUUGAAGCAUGCGAACGAGAAGGGAGACCAAAUACUUGUCGACGAUGAGUUUAAUAUCACCGGUAUCAUCGACUGGGAGUGGGCGCAUACGGAUUCUAAGUCAGGAGCAUUUAAUUCACCGAUUGUCCUGCUCCCCGUUGCUGAUUUUUAUGCGGGCGAAAAUUCUAUCGGUGAAGACGAAGUGUUCUUUGCGAAGUGCCUUGAAGCAAAAGGGCAUCCGGAUCUCGCAACGAUUGUCAGGAAUGGCCGGCUCAUCCACAGAUUCCGAUUUUGUUGCGGCUACGACCUCACUGAUUGGAAAGGAUUCCUUGGGCUCUUUGCCGGACUUCUGGGAGCUAUGGGCAUCACUGAUGAUUUCCAUUGGGAGACCUGGAAGCCAGAGGCCAUGAAGUGCUACCAAAAUGAUCAUCAACUCCAACAAGUGAUCGGAAUAUACAAUUAGAACAGGCUGGUCUCCCAGAAGCAGACAAGUAGAAAGAACCACCAUAUCAAGAGAAAUUUGAUUACACUGUCUAGGAAGUGGACGGACUUGACUCGUGAUGCGAGAACACCUUGUCCAAUAUCUAUUUCAGAUGACGAAUUGACGGAAUGUCUACGACUGGAACGCGCACAGUCCAAAGCA
This is a messenger RNA of Paecilomyces variotii, 1646 nucleotides long. RefSeq lists its product as hypothetical. Bases 102 to 1466 code for a protein of 454 amino acids. The record is from RefSeq and is a predicted model, not a curated record. Lineage: Eukaryota; Fungi; Ascomycota; Eurotiomycetes; Eurotiales; Thermoascaceae. The transcript has 2 exons.